Messenger RNA from Sitophilus oryzae (rice weevil), 4710 nucleotides. RefSeq names its product collagen alpha-1(I) chain. The coding region runs from base 154 to 4626 and encodes 1490 amino acids. The record is from RefSeq and is a predicted model, not a curated record. NCBI's taxonomy places the organism in Eukaryota, Metazoa, Arthropoda, Insecta, Coleoptera, Curculionidae. The transcript has 6 exons.
UCUUUCUUGGUCGCUGUGAAUUCGGUACUAGUAGAUGUGCUCGUAUGUGAUGGAAAGUGUUAUCAUCGAACGAUAGUAGCGAUUUUAGUGAAGAUAAGGGAAGAAGCAGGUUUUGCUGAGUACUUUGCAAGUUUUGAACUACUCGGAAACAAAAUGAAACGAUCACUGCUCCUGGGUUUAAUAACAUUAGGCACGGUUUUAGGAGAUGUGAGUCAUGUAACUAAAGACGACCAAGGAAUUAGUAAAGCUUUUCAGUCGAAAAAUCCAAAAGAUUUUUGGUGGAUGGCAGAAGACAGCCCACUGAAAGCAUCCUACAAAUAUUUCAAGAAAUGCUCAGCAGAAGGUAACUGUUUAAAUGAAACCGAAAAAUCAAAGUCUGCUAGCUCUCCUAGUUCGAACAAAGAAUUAGCUGAACCCAUCGAUUUACAAAAGAACAUAUUUCUAAGUGGUAAAUUGAAAAUCAAAGAAACAGAGUCCUUAAUAACGUCACCCGGCAAACAAUCUGUUACAAUAAUAAAAAACGAUAUUGAUUUGUCGCAAAAUCCUUUUCUUGCACACGCUGCUAAUGGUGACAAAGUUCAGGACGACAAUGGGUUCAUUGGGGUUCAGCCAUCUGUACCAUUCAAAGGAGUUAAAAAAGAAAAUGCUAUUCCGGUGGAUUUGCUUGAAAAUAAUAAUGGGUCGUUAUGUGUUGGAAAGACCAAAGUUUGCGUUCCAAUCGGAAAAUGUGUCGAUGGAGUAGCUACGAAUACUUCUCGGUUCAACAAGGCCAAUUUCUGUGGAGAAGCAGAAGUAUGUUGUAAUUUGCCAAGUUCAGAUCCAAAAUCUGUUCUACAGCACGUAAAGAACUUAUUUACGACUAAUGGAAAAUCAGGUCUUACAGACCUAGAGACCAAGGAACAAUAUCUGGGUGAAUUAAACUCCCAACUGAAUAUUAUCGGUUCGGUAAGAAUUUCAACCGCCAAACCUAUAAGGGCCGUUGCCUUUUAUCCAUUAGUUGAUCCGGAAGCAGUCUCAAGCUUAUCAAGCAAUCUUCAAUAUGAAAAUGAUUAUCGAUACUCCAACCGACCGACCGAAGGUUAUUUACCACCCUUUCCAACAACAGAAACUAACAAAAUAACUGGCACGGAACCUGAGUGUCAAGAAGGUGAAAUUGUUGGAUCUAAUGGAAUAUGUAUAAGUACUGGGAGUAGUUUACAUCCAACCUCUUCAGAAAAAUGCGGCCCCGGACAGAAGCUGGGGCCAUAUGGUGAAUGUGUUAGUAUUAGUAUUCCACCUAGCCCACCAUCACCGCCUCCAUCUGGACCGCUAUGUGGUCCGGGACAAAAACAAGGUCCAUAUGGUCAAUGUGUUAGUGACGGAGUUCCAUCUAGCCCUCCAUCACCGUCUCCAUCUGGACCGCAAUGUGGCCCAGGACAAAAACAAGGUCCGUUUGGUCAAUGUAUUAGUGCCGGAGGUCCACCUAGCCCACCAUCACCGCCUCCAUCUGAACCGCAAUGUGGCUCAGGACAAAAACAAGGUCCAUAUGGUCAAUGUGUUAGUGCCGGAGUUCCACCUAGUCCACCAUCACCGCCUCCAUCUGGACCACAAUGUGGCCCAGGACUAAAACAAGGUCCGUUUGGUCAAUGUAUUAGUGCAGGACUUCCACCUAGUCCACCAUCACCGCCUCCAUCUGGACCGCAAUGUGGCCCAGGACAAAAACCAGGUCCGUUUGGUCAAUGUGUUAGUGCUGGAGUUCCACCUAGCCCUUCAUCCUCGCCUCCAUCUGGACCGCAAUGUGGCCCAGGACAAAAACCAGGUCCGUUUGGUCAAUGUAUUAGUGCCGGAGUUCUACCUAGCCCACCAUCACCGUCUUCAUCUGGACCACAAUGCGGUCCGGGACAAAAAAAAGGUCCAUAUGGUCAAUGUGUUAGUGCCGGAGUUCCACCUAGCCCUCCAUCACCGUCUCCAUCUGGACCGCAAUGUGGCCCAGGGCAAAAACAAGGUCCGUUUGGUCAAUGUAUUAGUGCCGGAGGUCUACCUAGCCCACCACCACCGCCUCCAUCUGGACCGCAAUGUGGCCUAGGACAAAAACAAGGUCCAUAUAGUCAAUGUGUUAGUGCCGGAGUUCCACCUAGCCCUCCACCACCGCCUCCAUCUGGACCGCAAUGUGGCCCAGGACAAAAACCAGGUCCCUUUGGUCAAUGUAUUAGUGCCGGAGGUCCACCUAGUCCACCAUCACCGCCUCCAUCUGGACCGCAAUGUGGCCCAGGACAAAAACAAGGUCCAUAUGGUCAAUGUGUUAGUGCCGCAGUUCAACCUAGUCCACCAUCACCGCCUCCAUCUGGACCGCAAUGUGGUCCGGGACAAAAACAAGGUCCAUAUGGUCAAUGUGUUAGCGCCGGAGUUCCACCUAGUCCACCAUCAGCGCCUCCAUCUGGACCGCAAUGUGGCCCAGGACAAAAACCAGGGCCGUUUGGUCAAUGUAUUAGUGCCGGAGUUCCACCUAGUCCGCCAUCACAGACUCCAUCUGGACCGCAAUGUGGCCCAGGACAAAAACAAGGUUCAUAUGGUCAAUGUGUUAGUGCCGGAGAUCAACCUAGUCCACCAUCACCGCCUCCAUCUGGACCGCAAUGUGGUCCGGGACAAAAACAAGGUCCAUAUGGUCAAUGUGUUAGUGCCCGAGUUCCACCUAGUCCACCAUCAGCGCCUCCAUCUGGACCGCAAUGUGGCCCAGGACAAAAACCAGGGCCGUUUGGUCAAUGUAUUAGUGCCGGAGUUCCACCUAGCCCGCCAUCACAGACUCCAUCUGGACCGCAAUGUGGCCCAGGACAUAAACCAGGUCCGUUUGGUCAAUGUAUUAGUGCCGGAGUUCCGCCUAGCCCGCCAUCACAGACUCCAUCUGGACCGCAAUGUGGUCCAGGACAAAAACCAGGUCCGUUUAGUCAAUGUAUUAGUGCCGGAGUUCCACCUAGUCCACCACCACCGCCUCCAUCUGGACCGCAAUGUGGCUCAGGACAAAAACCAGGUCCGUUUGGUCAAUGUAUUAGUGCAGGAGUUCCACCUAGCCCGCCAUCACCGACUCCAUCUGGACCACAAUGUGGCCCAGGACAAAAACAAGGUCCAUAUGGUCAAUGUAUUAGUGCCGGAGUUCCACCUAGUCCACCAUCAGCGCCUCCAUCUGGACCGCAAUGUGGCCCAGGACAAAAACUAGGUCCGUUUGGUCAAUGUAUUAGUGCCGGAGUUCCACCUAGCCCGCCAUCGCCGCCUCCAUCUGGACCGCAAUGUGGUCCGGGACACAAACAAGGUCCAUAUGGUCAAUGUGUUAGUGCGGGAGUUCCACCUAGUCCACCAUCACCGCCUCCAUCUGGACCGCAAUGUGGCCCAGGACAAAAACCAGGUCCGUUUGGUCAAUGUAUUAGUGCCGGAGUUCCACCUAGUCCACCAUCACCGCCUCCAUCUGAACCGCAAUGUGGCUCAGGACAAAAACCAGGUCCGUUUGGUCAAUGUAUUAGUGCCGGAGUUCCACCUAGCCCGCCAUCACCGACUCCAUCUGGACCGCAAUGUGGUCCAGGACAAAAACAAGGUCCAUAUGGUCAAUGUAUUAGUGCCGGAGUUCCACCUAGUCCACCAUCAGCGCCUCCAUCUGGACCGCAAUGUGGCCCAGGACAAAAACUAGGUCCGUUUGGUCAAUGUAUUAGUGCGCGAGUUCCACCUAGCCCGCCAUCACCGCCUCCAUCUGGACCGCAAUGUGGUCCGGGACAAAAACAAGGUCCAUAUGGUCAAUGUAUUAGUGCGGGAGUUACACCUAGUCCACCAUCACCGCCUCCAUCUGGACCGCAAUGUGGCCCAGGACAAAAACCAGGUCCGUUUGGUCAAUGUAUUAGUGCCGGAGUUCCCCCUAGCCCGCCAUCACCGACUCCAUCUGGACCGCAAUGUGGUCCGGGACAAAAACAAGGUACAUAUGGUCAAUGUGUUAGUGCGGGAGUUCCACCUAGUCCACCAUCACCGCCUCCAUCUGGACCGCCAUGUAGCCCAGGACAAAAACCAGGUCCGUUUGGUCAAUGUAUUAGUGCCGGAGUUCCACCUAGCCCGCCAUCACCGGCUCAAUCUGGACCGCAAUGUAGUCCAGGGCAAAAACAAGGUCCAUAUGGUCAAUGUGUUAGUGCCGGAGUUCCACCUAGUCCACCAUCACAGCCUCCAUCUGGACCGCAAUGUGGCCCAGGACAAAAACUAGGUCCGUUUGGUCAAUGUAUUAGUGCCGGAGUUCCACCUAGCCCACCAUCACCGUCUCCAUCUGGACCGCAAUGUGGUCCGGGACAAAAAAAAGGUCCAUAUGGUCAAUGUAUUAGUGCCGGAGUUCCGCCUAGUCCACCAUCACGGCCUCCAUCUGUACCGCAAUGUGGCACAGGACAAAAACUAGGUCCGUUUGUUCAAUGUAUUAGUGCCGGAGUUCCACCUAGCCCGCCAUCACCGACUCCAUCUGGACCGCAAUGUGGUCCGGGACAAAAACAAGGUACAUAUGGUCAAUGUGUUAGUGCGGGAGUUCCACCUAGUCCACCAUCACCGCCUCCAUCUGGACCGCCAUGUGGCCCAGGACAAAAACCAGGUCCGUUUGGUCAAUGUAUUAGUGCCGGUUCCACCUAGCCCGCCAUCACCGGCUCAAUCUGGACCGCAAUGUAGUCCAGGGCAAAAACAAGGUCCAUAUGGUCAAUGUGUUAGUGCCGGAGU